AUGGCGUCUGAUUCGGUGUACAAGCCCGCCCUGAUAAUUGUUGACUUCCAAGAGGACUUUUGCCCUCCAAAUGGCUCCCUCGCAGUCCCUCAAGGCCGCGACAUCGCCCCCGUCGUAAACUCCCUCCUCACACUCCCCUUCGCCCUCAAACUCGCCACCCGCGACUGGCACCCCCCAAACCACAUCUCCUUCGCCGAAAACCACCCCGGCGCAGAGCCCCUCAAAUCAUACCACACAAUCGUCCACCCCACAGACCCAACCAAGAGCGACACGACGCUCCUCUGGCCGAGACACUGCGUCCAGGGCACCCAGGGCGCGGAACUCGUGCCCGAGCUGGACGUCGACAAGGUCGAUGAGGUGCUGGACAAGGGGCUGGACGCGAGGGUCGAGAUGUACUCUGCGUUUUGGGAUCCCAUGAGGGUGAGCGUGAGUUCGUUGGGGAGCACGCUGAGGAGCAAGGGCGUGACGGAUGUGUUUGUGGUGGGGUUGGCGGCGGAUUACUGCGUCAAGGCGACGGCGGUGUCGGCUGUCGAGGAGGGCUACCGGACGUUUAUCGUGGAAGAGGGCACGAGGCCUGUGAUGAAGGAGACGUGGGAGAAGGAGGGGAAGAAGGAAGUUGAAGCGAAGGGUGUCAAGAUUGUGAGUGUUGAUGGAGAGGAGAUUGCGAGGGUUCGGAGGCUGGCGUGA
Molecule: messenger RNA, 687 nt
Organism: Trichoderma citrinoviride
Lineage: Eukaryota; Fungi; Ascomycota; Sordariomycetes; Hypocreales; Hypocreaceae
Product: Isochorismatase hydrolase
Exons: 2
Coding region: 1-687 (228 amino acids)
Source: RefSeq, a predicted model, not a curated record